AUGUCCUUCAACUGCUCGUACCCCUACAACCCCAACGUGACGUGCUUCCUCCAGCCCGCCGUGUACAACAACACUGCGUACGCCCUCAUGUACGACGCCGAUAUGGCCCAGGCUGGGCAAUGCCUCCUGCAAUACGACAUCGUCUUCACCGAGUGCGUCACGAAGUCGAAGGAGCGCCGAGCGGCGCUUGGCCUGCCGUCUGGGUCGCACGCGCGACCGACACUCGGGCGUCUCCCACUGCUCCUCCUCCUCUUCCUCGUCUUCCUCUCUGCCGCCUGCGCGAAAGCAGUCUCGUGCUCGCGUUUCGACCCCGACUCCCGCGACGCAUGGGACUGGAACGCGGUCACCCCGAGCAUCAGGCUAGAGGACGCAGCAAGCCUGUGCUUCGCCAACGCCCCGUGUGGCGGGCCCUUCAAAGAAACGGCGACGACAUCGCUCACAUGGGCUGUGAACGGGACCGUCGAAGUCAAAGUCAAGCCCGCCGACGUGGUCGCCCUCGUCGGUGGGUCGUACGCGACCAAAGUCACGUCCGUGCCCGCCGACGGCAUGUGGAUCAAUCAUGGCAGAGCCUACAUGACCACCUUUGCCUACGCGGUGAAUGUUUCCGGCUGGUUUGAACAGUGCUCAGACGGGCAGAGGUAUCGUGGCUCUGCCCUGGUGCCGGACGGCGAUAGGGUCGCGCUCCGGUACUUCUAUACCGACCAAGCGGGCUCUGGUGCGUAG
Vanrija pseudolonga is the source of this 723-nucleotide messenger RNA. RefSeq lists its product as uncharacterized. The coding region runs from base 1 to 723 and encodes 240 amino acids. The transcript has a single exon. Lineage: Eukaryota; Fungi; Basidiomycota; Tremellomycetes; Trichosporonales; Trichosporonaceae. The record is from RefSeq and is a predicted model, not a curated record.